Messenger RNA from Ornithorhynchus anatinus (platypus), 3622 nucleotides. RefSeq names its product defective in cullin neddylation 1 domain containing 3 (gene DCUN1D3). Gene Ontology annotation, cellular component: ubiquitin ligase complex. The record is from RefSeq and is a predicted model, not a curated record. The coding region runs from base 416 to 1330 and encodes 304 amino acids. Lineage: Eukaryota; Metazoa; Chordata; Mammalia; Monotremata; Ornithorhynchidae. The transcript is spliced from 4 exons. Gene Ontology annotation, molecular function: ubiquitin-like protein binding; cullin family protein binding; ubiquitin conjugating enzyme binding. Gene Ontology annotation, biological process: protein neddylation; positive regulation of ubiquitin-protein transferase activity.
UCCUGGCCGGCCCGGCCCGAAGGCGGCUCGGGUGCAGCCGGGGCUUGUGAGUGGGUGACAAGGACUGGCCGGCGGACUGGCCUCGAACUCAGAACCGACCCUCCUCUCUCCCCCGCCUCCACUCCCCCGGGGCUGCGGGGAGAGGGAUGAAGCCGGCCGGGGGCUGCGGGGCCUCGGGAGACCCUCCCCUAACAACCCAGGUGCCCUUGUUUCUUAAUAGUGUCAGACUUCCUGCUCCCACCGAUACUUCCCAGCAUGUGCUGAAGUGGUGACAGCCACAGACCUAGAAUAAAGCAAGAAGUCUAUUUUCAAGGUUGGUCGGCGCCCACCGAUGGCAUGUUGAGACACACCGAGCAGCAGUGGAGAGGGCGUGCGAUCGGCAGGGUGCUGCUCUGAAAGCCAGACCGCCUGAACCAUGGGGCAGUGCGUCACCAAGUGCAAGAACCCUUCGUCUACUCUGGGCAGCAAAAACGGCGACCGAGAUCCCGGCAGCAAAUCCCACAGCAAACGGAGCGCGGGCCCCAGAGAUGACCACUCCCCGGCCGGGGGGAAGUCCGCCGGGGACAUCCUCGUCAACGGGACAAAGAAGGCCGAGGCGGCCACGGAAUCCGGCCGGCUUCCGACUUCCUCUGGGGAGGCGGGGAAGGAGCCUGGGCAAAGUGCCCAGGAAUCCUCGGGGCAGAGGAUGGAGGAACUGUUUCGGCGCUACAAGGACGAGCGGGAAGACGCCAUCCUGGAGGAAGGCAUGGAGCGCUUCUGUAACGACCUCUGCGUCGACCCCACGGAAUUCAAAGUGCUCGUCUUGGCAUGGAAAUUCCAGGCGGCCACCAUGUGCAAGUUCACGAGGAAGGAGUUUUUCGAGGGUUGCAGAGCAAUCAGCGCGGACAGCAUCGACGGGAUCUGCGCUCGCUUCCCCAGCCUCUUGAACGAAGCCAAACAAGAGGACCGAUUCAAGGAUCUCUACCGCUUUACCUUUCAGUUUGGCCUGGACUCGGAAGAGGGGCAGAGGUCGCUGCACCGGGAAAUAGCCAUCGCCCUCUGGAAGCUCGUCUUCACCCAGAACAGCCCCCCCAUAUUGGACCAGUGGUUGAACUUCCUCUCCGAGAACCCCUCGGGGGUCAAGGGGAUCUCCCGGGACACGUGGAACAUGUUCCUAAACUUUACUCAGGUGAUCGGACCCGACCUUAGCAACUACAGCGAAGACGAGGCCUGGCCUAGCCUCUUCGACACCUUUGUGGAAUGGGAGACGGAGCGAAGGAAAAGGGAAGAGGAGACCAAAUGGAUUACACCUUCAGACACAGACGGGCCUUCUCCAGAGGAACACACCUAAGAGUGGGGACAAAAACAGCCUGGCGUUCUCCUUUCAGUGUAAAACUCUGAAAUCUUCUGGAAAUCGCUGAGGAUCCAGAUAUUUUCUACUUCAAACCUUUCUCUGCCUUGUAUCCGAAAGGGCUCUAAAAUGCUGUAUCAUGUUUUAGGCACUUUCCUCAUUUGGGUUUUUCCUCUUUGACUUUUUGGUCCUGAAAUAUUUGACCCCGGCUACAAGUUAAAUCCAGUUCUCUGUCCCCGUCCCAUCUCCCUCCCCUCCGUCCCCCCCCAGCCCCGAGCCUUCGGAGAAGGUGUCUCUGCCGUGUCUUGCACAAUUUAGAUGGUUGUUUUUUAUGUCAGUUAACCUGACUACGUGAUACAGUGCCAGAUCUCAAUUUUGCAUACUACAUUUUUCAGGGCAGUUCUGUACUGUGAGUAGUGCUGUUUACAUGGUUGAAUUUAGGUUGUAAAAAUUAUUUAAAAAGAUUUACACGGAGUUGAAUAGCAGUGUUAACUAGUAACUACAUCGCAUUAAUAGGCAGGCGAUUCUUAGGCUCUGCCAAGAAAGCAAGCAGCAGCAUUUUGCAGUCCAAAUCCCGUUUUAAGCUAAUCAGAAAAACAGUCUUCUUCCCCCGUCCGUUCCUUCUGUGAGCUAUUGAGUUGUGAACACGGAUUCUAUUUCCGGGCGCCCCACGUCCAUCGGUCAAGCGAGCGGUCCCCAUCCCGGCAUCUGAUACGUAAACCACUUGAGCGUCAGACGCAGAGAAGGCAGUGCUACCUCAGUUGUGCUGGAAGUAGAAUUCUUCGAGAGUUUUUAUUCUUAAUCGAGUUGCUGUAUUUUCACGUUUCUGGUGGAAAUACUUUUUAUUUGACUUGGAGCCAAAGGUUCUGUUUCUGGCGGGCGAAGCGUGCCCGCCCCCUUGUCCCGUCGUCCCUCUCUCCCCCUCACCUCCCAGCCGACUUGAAGGGAAAUUCGUGGCGAGCAGGUCUGCUUUCAUUUCAUUUCACGUUUUGUACGGAGUCCUGUCGGCUUACUUGUCUGGCGAGUGCGGGUGACCCGGGUCGGUCUGAAUAUCGCCGGGCGAGCUGUUUAAGGGAGUGCAAGAUAGCCGGAACCCCUUUCUGGCUCUCUUCACCUGCUGCAGCGGUGACGCCCCCGAUUGAUUAUUUAAUGUUCUUAAUCGAGGGGUCGGUCUGCCCGAACGAGGCAGCGACGCUCGGGACUCACACGGCCGCAGCUGGGUUUUCGCCGCCUCGUGGGGGGAUGAGGGGGUAGCCUCCCUGAGCCCGGGGCUGGGGGUGGAGAAGACCUGGUGAUGCCGGAGGCCGAGCGUGGACCUGCGAUGGCCAAAGAGAGGAUGCCAGCAGCUCGCGACCGUGGCCUUGUCCUUCACCCCUCUGCGCUGUUCGCCGGACGACCCUCUGCGGGACAGAGAGCUGUCCUCUGGGCUAGAGUGAACCAACCGACUCCUCGUCCAUACGGGGUCUCGGAGGAGGGCCGGCUUUAGCUUUUGACUUUAAUCGGAUUAACCGAAGUUGAGCAGAGGAGGUGGCGGGCUCAAUUUUUACUGUUUUCCACCCGUUUCGGAAGGUGCCGGACGGCUCGAAAGGGAUCCCUGUCUCCAACUGGCACGUUUUAAUUCCCGUAACCCUUUGUGGCGACUUCGUUUUUUGUUGAAAUUCUCCCUACCCCCUGGGGGCGAGAGCCUCCUUCCGGCGGUGCCGGGACGACGGUUUCGUGAGUCCCCGUGCGGUAGGGAUCUUCCCCUUAAACGUUUCGAUUCUUUAAAAAUAACAAAAAUGACUCGGGCCGGUUUCCGCGCUUCAGACCACCGGCCUAUAUCUUAAAACCGCGGCAGUUAAGGUGCCCUCCGAGCCUGAAGGAAACCUCAGCCUGGCUGCUGGAUCCGUACCUGCCCCUUCGGCGCCGACCCCCACCCUAUCACCGGCUUGCAAGGGGCUGGGCCAGGGUCGCUGCCGAACGAUCAUCUUAAACAGGGAUCCGUAAUGACCUCGGGCUGCACCGGUGCCGGAUUUUUGAGUCGUUGCAGCGGCCGCCCGGAUCCGAGUGUGUGGAGGGAAGAGAGACGGGCGUGUCUCCUUCCUCAGCUCAGCCCCGUCCUCUGGCCGUGAAGGUGCCGUACCUCUGAAGAGGGGCAGAUAGCAAACUGCUCUGCGCCUGAGCAGCAGCGAGGAGUGAGGAAGUACGCGGUAGGGCCUGCUGAAAGUCUCCUCAUCCACGUUUAGAGAGAAGGCAUUCCAUUAAUUAGCUGUAGGUGUGAGGGUUUUUAAAAUUGCAAAUGAUUCCCCCCCA